AACACACGGAAGUGCUUUGUUUUGUUUUUUACACAGCCAGCUGUCAGAUGUCCCUUUAAGCUGAACAUUGCCGUUUAAACCUGCGGUUCAAUCUCCCACAGAUCGACGCAUACAACUAGUGGAAGUGGAGGUAGUUUAAUGUGAAUGCUGUCGCUUCGCCCCUUUGUUUUGCUCACCAACGGCUAACGGUGUCAUCGAUGGCCCCGUCCUGCUAACAGAGGACCGCUGAACUGUUGAUGAACUUGUUGAUUUUAUUAUCACAACAAAACCUUUUGUCGUCUCGAUCCUCAUCAUGGUGGAGCCCACAGCAUCCGGCGUGUUCUGUAACAGGAUGCUGAGCAUGGUCAACUCCGAAGACGUUAACGCCAUCAUCCAGGCUCAGAGGCACAUGCUUGACCGCUUUGAGAAAACGAAUGAAAUGUUGAUCAACUUCAACGGCCUGUCUAAUGUGCGACUGCAACAGAUGAACGAACGCUUCCUACUCCACACUCGUACCCUAGUGGAGAUGAAGAAAGAUCUAGACAGCGUCUUCAGGAGAAUCAGGAACCUAAAAGGGAAGGUUGCUAAGCAGUACCCAGAAGCGUUCAGCAAUAUUCAUGAGUUCCCCACCCUGGAAGACGACGACGAAGAGUUUGACCCGGUUCCCCGCAGAGCUGCAACAAUAAUUACAACAGCCACCUCGGAGCAGAGCACAGAGUCCUGUGACACAAGUCCAGAUGUUGUCUCGCCCACUGUGAGCAGAUGCUCUGACGAUCUUUCUCAAGAGCCGCCUGACACGCCCACCUCCGAUGUCCUAGAGACAGCCGUCCUUUUGGACGAAGGUCCGGACUCCGUCCCUGCAGAAUAGAGCGAGCCGUAUGUGAAUGAUUUCCGCCCCUUGAGCUUCGACCUUAAAGCUUUUAGCAGGAGGUUAUGUUUUAUUUGUUGAUGUUGGCCUCCACGAUAUCCACUGACAUUUCGAGUCAUCACUUUGUCUGCUGAGGUUAGGGUCACAACUCUGAGGUUAGAUGCAGGGAUGAACUGUCGAUGAGGACUCUGGAUUUUGGUUGGCAAUGUUAUUUGUCCUAUGUCUGCACAGCACUAAAAUAAUGCACAUAAUACUUGAAGUUGUAUAGAAUCUCACUAUAGAUGUAUAUCUUUAGUUCUGACAGUAAUACUGAACAGAAGCCCUCACUCAUCAGGUGAUUAUAAGCAUACAUCUUUCAAGAGAUGCUCACCUGACCGGAGGAAGAAGUCUCUCAUGUCUCUGAUUAUUUGUCAUAUCAAAGUUGUUCUCAACAUGAAAACUAGCUUUUAUGGUCUGAGAAAACUUACUGUUUUUGUCAUACUGUUACCUUGGUAUCGUACUGUUGCAACGUCAUGCCCCUUGUUAAAGCUGGAAAAUGUGUCUUUUAGCUCAAUUAGGAAUAUUUUAAGCAGCUAAUAUUCUGGUGUUUUACGAUCCAUGCCAAGAAACCUCUUUGUUUCACUCCUCCACUGCACGGGAGCCAGGGGUUUAACGUUUCGUCGUCAUUGAUUCAGUAAACUAUUCAAGGACACAAGCUCACGGCAGAGGCUCCUCGAUACAGGCGCGGUAAAACCAUGGUGUGUGAAUGCAGGAUCAGAUCACUCUUUGCUGUCAAUUAAAGAUGCCGUUAUGGUAUGAAAGGGAAGUCCAGCCUACAAAGUACUACUACUGGUUAAAUAUGUCAUAUUUGUAAAUUGCUGUUUUUAUUUGGGUAUUUGAAAAAUGAUCUCCUCGAUAAGCAGAGACACAGUUUAGUGAUCAAAGUUGAAGCUCCAUAAUAAAAAUGAAA
Molecule: messenger RNA, 1796 nt
Organism: Pungitius pungitius (ninespine stickleback)
Lineage: Eukaryota; Metazoa; Chordata; Actinopteri; Perciformes; Gasterosteidae
Gene: kxd1
Product: KxDL motif containing 1
Exons: 5
Coding region: 293-847 (184 amino acids)
Biological process (GO): lysosome localization
Cellular component (GO): BORC complex
Source: RefSeq, a predicted model, not a curated record